Messenger RNA from Papilio machaon (common yellow swallowtail), 2006 nucleotides. RefSeq names its product beta-alanine transporter. The coding region runs from base 175 to 1878 and encodes 567 amino acids. Gene Ontology annotation, biological process: transmembrane transport. NCBI's taxonomy places the organism in Eukaryota, Metazoa, Arthropoda, Insecta, Lepidoptera, Papilionidae. The transcript is spliced from 12 exons. The record is from RefSeq and is a predicted model, not a curated record. Gene Ontology annotation, molecular function: transmembrane transporter activity. Gene Ontology annotation, cellular component: membrane.
AGGGCAUCGUUACCUGUAUUUUUUAAUCGAGAAACAACGUAAAUACGUAGCCAAAUUCGAUCCUGCAUGCUUUAGAUAUCAGACCACGAGAAGUAUUGGACGUGUUUAACGAGUGACUGCAAUAGUUACACUUUGAUAAAUGUAUAUUGUUUUUUUGGUGAAUUGCGGUUCAAGAUGAGAAUAAAGGAGUCAGAAUCCAUUGGAAUGGAGGAAAAAGAACAAAUGAAGAAGAAGGAGGCGGGAGACAGUGAUGCUCUGGAAAACGUGUUGUAUCACGUCGGUGGCAUGGGGCUUUACCAGAGAAUGCUGUUCCUCUCCAUGCUGCCAGUCGGUAUUUUCUUCGCCUUCAUUUACUUUGGGCAGAUGUUUAUCACGGCUACACCGCAGCAGCACUGGUGCCAUGUACCGGAGUUGGCGCACUUGGAUAUGGAGACCAGACGUAAUCUGUCAGUUCCGCGCGUGGGUGAUGGUUGGGUUCAGUGCGCGGUGUACGCUGCCAACUGGAGCCUCGUCCUGCACACCAUGCAGCCGCCGGAGCCCAGCACACCCACGGUGCCCUGCCAGAACGGCUGGGACUUCCAACUGGGAGACAUUCCAUAUCACACAGUUGUCAGCGAGCGUGGCUGGGUGUGCGAGUACUCCGGUUACGCGCCCCUGGCACAAACAAUAUACUUCGUGGGCUCUCUAGUGGGAGGUAUAUUCUUUGGUUGGAUGGCUGACCGUUUCGGGAGAGUGCCUGCUCUAGUUGGUACGCAUUUGGUAGCGUGUGUGGGCGGUUUGGGAACUAUAUACACGACGGACAUCUGGGACUUCAUUUUCUGCCGGUUCCUAGUGGGCAUGGCGUUCGAUAACAACUUCAUGAUGUUGUACAUACUUGUGCUAGAGUACGUGGGCCCUCGUCACAGAACAUGGGUGGCGAGCAUGGCAACCGCUCUAUUCUUCGGCGGCGGUUGUCUCCUGUUGCCCUGGAUCGCUUACUUCAUAGCGGACUGGCGCAAGUUCCUAUGGGCUACCUCCUUGCCUAUGGCUGUUUGCGUGUUUGUACCUUUCGUCAUUCCUGAGAGUGCAAGGUGGCUAGCAUCGCGCGGAAAGGUCAACCAAGCAGUUAAGAUCCUGAAGAGAAUUGAGAAAAUCAACGGAACAAAGAUCCCUCAAGACGUUAUGGAUGAAUUUAUUGUAUCCUCAAGUCAGACAAGACAGUCGAGGGAAUCGCUUUUCGAUCUAUUCCGAAGCGGUCCACUGCGUAACAUGAUCAUAUUUAUGGUGGUAAUCUACAUGGCGUGUGCGAUGAUGUUCGACGGCCUCGUGCGCAUGUCCGAAGGUCUAGGCCUCGAUUUCUUUAUCACCUUCACCCUUACCUCGGCCACUGAGAUACCCUCGGUGACUUUCGUCGCUAUAGUUCUAGACAGAUGGGGACGAAGGAAACUAACAAUUGGCCCCAUUGUCACUGCUGGCACAUUCACAUUAAUUGCUGCCUUUUUAUCCAAAGGCGUGCCGCAAGUGACGCUGGCGAUUGCAUCGCGCUUUAUGAUAAACAUGUCGUACACGGCGAUCGUGCAGUGGAGCGCCGAGCUGGUGCCGACGGGCGCGCGCGCGUCUGGUUCUGCUCUAAUACACGUCAGCGGGUACAUCGCCACCAUGAUGUCGCCCUUCAUCGUAUACUCGGAACGAUUUUGGAGCUCACUCCCGCUGCUGAUCCUGGGCGGCACGGCGCUGUUGGCGAGCAGCUUCGCAUUCCUUCUGCCUGAGACCAUGGGCCGGCCGAUGCCGCAGACCAUCGUCGAGGGCGAGAAGUUCGUCAUGUCGCACACCGUGUGCGGGAAAGCUGAGGAUGAAGAUGAAUUAAAAUAUGAAAAACAGAAGGCUCUCAUCACAUAGGAAGUACACGCUAUAUUGUACGUAGAUCAGGGGUGCAGAACCUCUUGGCAACAUCUCAACUGUUGAUCAAUUUAGUUUGUAAAAACUUUAUUAUAUUUAGUACAACGAAAUUAAAAUAAUAUAAUUAA